Exophiala bonariae is the source of this 222-nucleotide messenger RNA. RefSeq lists its product as uncharacterized. Bases 1 to 222 code for a protein of 73 amino acids. NCBI's taxonomy places the organism in Eukaryota, Fungi, Ascomycota, Eurotiomycetes, Chaetothyriales, Herpotrichiellaceae. The transcript is spliced from 2 exons. The record is from RefSeq and is a predicted model, not a curated record.
AUGGGUGCCGUCGUCUCUUGCGUCCAAUCGCUUUGCCGAACCAUCGGGAGCGUGUUGAUGGCCAUCGUCAAUGGAAUUGGCUCCAUCAUUACCGCCAUCGUCAACGGCAUCGUCUCAUUCUUCAACAUCAUCAUCUCAUGCCUGACAUGCGGUCGCACUGGCAGGAAGCGAGGAACCUCGACAAGACGCCAUCAUGGUACGACGACUAGGAGUCGCAUAUGA